AUGUCACUUAAAUAUCAAUUCAAUGAAUUACAUUCUUAUCGUCAUUUUUAUUAUCAAGGGAAUAAUCGAAAACACUAAGUAAAUAAUUAAUCAAAGAAUGCAAAGCUUAAAAAAGAAUUAGGUUAUAAUAUUAAUAUCAAGCAUUUACCAUCUAUUGCUGAAAAUCAAGGAAGUGAUAACUUAAAGAAGACUAUGCAAGAAUUACCAUCAUCGAUUGAUUCAUUAUAAAUUAAUACUCGAAGGAGAAAAACUUAGAUAGAUUGGCUAUAUUCAAGCAAAAUUAAUUAGGAAAAUAUAUUAAUGUAGAAUCGAAUAUUUGUGCAAAACUUAUUUUCCCCAACUUAACUUAUUGAAUUUUAUGACAAUCAAUUGCUUUCUGGGAUUGAGGAAGCAUAAAAAUAAUAAUUCAUUAAUAGCAGACUUAUUGUUUGCAAGUUUCUGAUUCAAAAAUGCUUCCAAAACCUCAAAUUACUUUAAUUGGAUGUUUUGUUAUAAUGUUCAAAAUGUAAAUAAAUACUUUAAGCUUCAACCAAUAUAAUAAAAAAGACCAAAUCACCUGCCAUAUUCAUCAAUCACUGCAACUAAAAUAUAACGAUAGACUUUUUUCAUAGUAAAUGCUCUAAAAUAAUUAGAUAAUGAUUAAUUCCCCAAAAAUUAGGAAAAUUAAACUUCUCACAUUGCUUGUAUGUCUAGGGGCUAAGAAAAGGUUGUAAUUAUAAAAGCUAAAUGUGCUGUGAUUUGUAAAUGCGAAAAUGAAAAUGAUGCAAUAUUAACUCUAGAGAAUCCAUUGCAAUUGAAAGACGGAAAUUAUAUUCUCUUGGCAAAUGAACCUUAUCGGAAACUCUGCAGAUAUUGUUGUAGAGAAGUCAUAUUAUAGUAGUGCGAACUUAUGAUAUUGCCAUGAUUGAUUUUAUUAUUUUUAUUAUUCUUUGUUUG
This is a messenger RNA of Paramecium octaurelia, 936 nucleotides long. The record is from the annotation of a GenBank genome assembly. Lineage: Eukaryota; Ciliophora; Oligohymenophorea; Peniculida; Parameciidae.